This is a messenger RNA of Callorhinchus milii (elephant shark), 2280 nucleotides long. RefSeq names its product negative elongation factor complex member C/D (gene nelfcd). Bases 53 to 1795 code for a protein of 580 amino acids. Gene Ontology annotation, molecular function: RNA binding. The transcript is spliced from 15 exons. Gene Ontology annotation, biological process: negative regulation of transcription elongation by RNA polymerase II. Gene Ontology annotation, cellular component: NELF complex; nucleus. The record is from RefSeq and is a predicted model, not a curated record. Lineage: Eukaryota; Metazoa; Chordata; Chondrichthyes; Chimaeriformes; Callorhinchidae.
GCUGUGGCGGGCGCGGGGACCGGGAGGAGCCGCAGCCGCUGAGGGCGGGAGGAUGAGUGAGGAUUACUUCGGAACGGCGGCGGACUGGGAGGAUCAGGACGGCUCUGCGCAUGAAGAUGAAGAUGGAGAUGGUGAAGAUGAUGCGGAGGUGCAGACGGAAUGUCUGGGGAAGUUUUCAAGUCGAGACUAUAUCAUGGAGCCGUCCGUCUUUAACACACUGAAAAGGUAUUUCCAGGCGGGUGGUUCACCCGAACAUGUGAUCCAGAUGUUAUCAGAGAAUUACACCGCGGUGGCACAGACAGUCAACCUCCUGGCAGAGUGGCUCAUUCAGACAGGUGUGGAACCUGCUCACGUCCAGGAGACCGUGGAGAAUCAUUUGAAGAAUUUGCUGAUCAAACACUUUGAUCCUCGGAAAGCUGACUCCAUCUUCACAGAGGAGGGAGAGACCCCAGCCUGGCUGGAGCAGAUGAUCGCACAUGUGACCUGGAGAGAUCUCUUCUAUAAGCUGGCUGAGGCUCACCCAGACUGCCUGAUGCUGAACUUCACUGUCAAGCUGAUCUCAGACGCGGGUUACCAGGGUGAGAUCACCAGCGUCUCCACAGCCUGCCAGCAGCUGGAGGUCUUCUCCCGGGUGCUGCGCACCUCCCUGGCAACGCUGGUGGACGGAGGAGAGGAGCAUCUGGAGACAAACCUGCCCGAGUUUGCGAAGAUGGUGUGUCACGGGGAGCACACCUACCUGUACGCACAGUCCAUCAUGUCGGUGCUGGCCCAGGAGGAGCAGGGUGGGGCAGCCGUGCGCAGGAUCGCACAGGAGGUUCAGAGAUACGCUCACGAGAAAGGGCACGAUGCCAGUCAGAUUACGCUGGCGCUGGGCACGGCGGCAUCCUACCCCCGAGCGUGCCAGGCACUGGGUGCCAUGUUGUCUAAGGGUGCCCUCAAUCCCGCUGACAUCACCGUGCUGUACAAGAUGUUCACCAGCAUGGACCCGCCGCCAGUGGAGUUGAUCCGAGUGCCUGCCUUCCUGGAUCUCUUUAUGCAGUCUCUCUUCAAACCUGGCGCCAAAAUCAACCCUGAGCAUAAACACAAAUACAUCUACAUCCUGGCCUACGCUGCCAGUGUGGUGGAGUCCUGGAAAAAGAACAAGCGAGUGAACAUUAACAAGGACGAGCUGAAGUCCACCUCAAAGGCGAUCGAGACUGUGCACAAUCUGUGCUGCAACGAGAACAAAGGGGCGUCAGAGCUGGUGGCUGAGCUGGGCACCCUGUACCAGUGCAUCCGAUUCCCAGUGGUGGCGAUGGGGGUGCUAAAGUGGGUAGACUGGACGGUAUCGGAGCCCAGUUAUUUCCAGCUGCAGACGGACCACACACCAGUGCAUUUAGCCUUACUGGACGAGAUCAGCACCUGUCACCAGCUCCUCCACCCCCAGGUCCUACAGCUGCUGGUCAAGCUCUUCGAGACGGAACAUUCGCAGCUGGACGUCAUGGAGCAGCUGGAGCUGAAGAAGACGCUGUUGGACAGGAUGGUGCACCUGCUGAGCCGGGGCUACGUGCUGCCUGUGGUCAGCUACAUGCGCAAGUGUCUGGAGAAGCUGGACACGGACAUCUCCCUCAUCAGAUACUUUGUCACUGAGGUGCUAGAUGUCAUCGCUCCUCCCUACACGUCGGACUUUGUGCACCUUUUCCUCCCCAUCCUGGAGAAUGACAGCAUCGUGGGAACGAUCAGAACUGAAGGCGAGUGUGACCCUGUAGCUGAGUUCAUUGCACACUGCAAAUCCAACUUCAUCAUGAUGAAUUGAGCCAGUGUAAGGACCGCCAGACGGGAAGAAAGACUUGUGGAACUUCAGACGUGCUAGUGCCGGGAGAGAGUGGUUCCCUGAGGCGUGGCGUCUCAGACACAGCCUGAGACCUGUCUGUUACCAUCACACAGCAGCCACUGGGAACCGCUCAGUGUUAACCGGGUCUGUUUGUUUACACUGAGCGGUGAGUACUGUGUAAGUGUGUGUAUGUGUGUUUUUGUACUUGCGUGAGUGUACGUGUACUCAGUUGUACAUCAUAAUGUUGAAGACUGGAGUUGUUUUAAGUUACGUUUUUGAAAUAAACAUUGCUGUGGCCCCAUUUCCAGAAAGCUCACUUCAACUUCAAGUUGAUUUCAAACCUCGCUCGCUCAUACUGGACACCAGCAUCACAACACAAACACGUGACAAUUAGAAAUUCUUCCAUUUUUAAUUCAGUUUUUCCAGCAAAACUUAAUUCAGUUACUGUUGCUUUCUGUACAUGAUGU